AUGAGCAGCAGCUCCUACCGUGCGAAAAGAGAUAGGGGAGUUUUAGAGAAAUAUGGGCUGGAGGAUGUAGAUAUUGAAAAUUACUUGUUUAAAAUAAUAAAGACAUUUGAAGACAAGAAAAUUGAGAGAAUGGCAACUGAAAGGUGAAAAACGACUGAGCUGUACAGAUAUUUAUCAGAUUGUGAAGUUCGAUACAAACUACCUAUAUGUUUGCAGGGUGCUAGUGAAACAAGCAAGGCUGUCAGCAUAAUUUUUGGGUUGAGAUCUGGAUCGAAUUUCACUAAUCAUUGUAGGUUCGUCCGACAUAUAGCAGAUAGCUCAGAGUGCAGAUUUUGUGGAGAGCAAGUUGAGGAUGAAGUACAUGCCAUUGAAAAUUGCUACAUUUAUGAGAGUAGCAGGGUGAAACUAAUAAAUGAAAUGGAAAAAUUACUGAAGGAGGAUUUUUAUUUACUGAGUCUUACCGAAAUAAUUCUGUGUGGUUGAAGGUUUGACAAAAUUAUGCGUUUGAAACAUAGUGAACAUAUUUGGAAAGUUAAUGAAGAAAUAAGGAAGUUUAUUGGAGAAAUUUUUAAAAUUAGAAAAUACUUGGAGGGGAAAGUUGGUCCAAAUGCUGGACGAAAACCGUAA
Blepharisma stoltei is the source of this 627-nucleotide messenger RNA. The record is from the annotation of a GenBank genome assembly. NCBI's taxonomy places the organism in Eukaryota, Ciliophora, Heterotrichea, Heterotrichida, Blepharismidae.